GGUUUUGGAAUGAGCUGAAAAAAUAUUUCUUUCAAAGAGAAAUCUUCACAGAUUUUCAGUAAUCUGUGGAAAUCUUUGAGUAUUCAACAAUUAAUACUUAAUGAAGAAAUGGAUGUGAGUGACUGUAUUAUUAACAUUAAAGAAGAGGUGCAUAUCACCCUUGAUGAUAUAAAAUUAGAAGGAAUCUCUACAUCCAUAGAAGUUUCUGAACAAUUUGUGGAUGGAAAAGAAGUCCAUGAAAGAGAAGAAUAUAUAAUCAAAAAUGAACAGAGAGAGCCAAAUUGUUUCUUCUUAUCUGCCCCUUUUACUCAAGAAACGACUCAAGUAUUAGAACCUCUGGUUAAUAACUCAGAAUUGGUUGAUUUCGAGCAGAGCGAAUCUCAGAAAAGUUACAUGAGUGAUACUGCAAAUAAAAAAAAUUAUCUAGAAAAUCAGAUGAAAUAUGACUAUGCGUCUAAUCUAACAGUUUAUGAGGAAAGAGUAGUGAAAUCUGAUUCGAACACCAAAAAACACAAAUGUCACCUAUGUGAAUAUGCUUCUAGUGAUAAAAGAUAUCUUGAUGCACAUGUUAAAUCUAUCCAUCUGAAAAUUAAGGAAUACAAGUGCGACUUCUGUGAUCAUGAAACGAAUAGAAAAGAUAACCUUAAACAGCAUAUCGACAAUCUUCAUUUCAAUAUUAAAAAGGUCAGUUGUCACUUAUGCGAAUAUGUCACAAGCAGAGAAAGCCUCCUUCGUUAUCAUAUCGACUCUGUUCAUUUGAAUAUGAAGAAAUACAAGUGUGACUUUUGUGACUACCGUGUGAAUAUUAAAAGAUGCCUUGAAUUACACGUAAAAUCUGUCCAUUUGAGAAUAAAGGAUCAAAAGUGUCACUUAUGCGAGUAUGUUGCAAGUAGGAAAAGCUACUUACGGAAGCAUAUCAACACAAUUCAUUCAAACAACAAGGAGCAUGAGUAUUCAGCGGAUGAAAAAAAAAACCUAGAAGUACAUGACAAUUCGGGUCAUUCGAAAAUUGAAGAAUAUCUUACAUGUAAAAAAAGGUACCUUAAAAAGCAUGUUGUUCAUUCAAGUGUCAAGAGACAUAAGUGUCAACUAUGUGAAUACACCACUACUGGAAAGCAAAAUCUCGAAGCACAUGUAAAAUCUGCUCAUUUGAAUAUUAACGAGUACCAGUGCGACUCUUGUGAGUAUGUUACAAAUAGGAAAACCAGCCUUAAGAUUCAUAUCGACUCUGUUCAUUUAAAAAUUAAAGAACACAAGUGUCACUUAUGUGAGUAUGCCGCGAGUUCGAAAAAUAGCCUGGAUAUUCACGUGAAAUCUGUUCAUUUGAAAAUUAAGGAACACAAGUGUCACUUAUGUGAGUUUGCUGCGUGUUUAAAAAGUAAACUCAAUGAACACGUGAAGGCUGUUCAUUUGAAAAUCGAUGAAUUCAAGUGCCAUCUUUGCGACUUUGUCACAUGUAGAAAAUACAGCAUCAAGAAGCAUAUCGACACUGUUCAUCUGAAUAUCAAGAAUUACAAGUGUCAUCUGUGUCCGUAUGCUACAUCUACGAAAAACCAACUGGAUUCACAUGUGAAAUCUAUUCAUCUGAAAAUCAAGGAACUGAAGUGUGACCAAUGCGAGUAUGUAACGAACAGAAAAAUCAGUCUCAAAGAACAUAUUGAAUCCGUUCAUUUGGAUAUUAAGAAAUACAGAUGUCACCUUUGCGAAUAUGCUGCGAGUUUGAAGAGAAGUCUCAACGUACACGUGAAAACUGUUCAUUUACAAAUUAAGGAGCACAAGUGUCAAGUAUGCAGCUUCGUUACAAGUAGAAAAGAUAAGCUCAAAAUGCACGUCGAUAACGUUCAUUUAAAAAUAAAGGACCACAAGUGCCACUUGUGCGACUACGCUUCCAAUAAGAAAAAGGGCCUCGAGAUUCAUUUAAAAUCGGUUCAUCUGAAUAUCAAGGAGUUCAAGUGUCACUCGUGUGAAUAUGCUGCGAGUGAGAAACGUCUGGUGAAUUUACACGUGAAAUCUGUUCACUUAAAAAUGAAGAACCAUAAAUGUCAUCUAUGUGAAUAUGCUACCAGUGCGAAAGGUCGACUAGAUGUACAUGUGAAAUCUGUUCAUUCUGAUAUCAAGUGAAAAUAUUGUCCUAACAAAUAUACCAAUUAAUUUUUGA
This is a messenger RNA of Coccinella septempunctata (seven-spotted ladybird), 2158 nucleotides long. Its product is annotated as zinc finger protein 808-like. The transcript is spliced from 2 exons. Gene Ontology annotation, molecular function: DNA-binding transcription factor activity, RNA polymerase II-specific; RNA polymerase II transcription regulatory region sequence-specific DNA binding. Gene Ontology annotation, biological process: regulation of transcription by RNA polymerase II. Bases 109 to 2121 code for a protein of 670 amino acids. Lineage: Eukaryota; Metazoa; Arthropoda; Insecta; Coleoptera; Coccinellidae. The record is from RefSeq and is a predicted model, not a curated record.